Molecule: messenger RNA, 9096 nt
Organism: Amoebophrya sp. A25
Lineage: Eukaryota; Dinophyceae; Syndiniales; Amoebophryaceae
Source: the annotation of a GenBank genome assembly
GUGUCAGUCGUCACCGAAGAAUGGAUCAAUAGCACGCAAGCAACGAGCGUUUAAGACAACUACGUCGAUUUCAACGUUUUCAAGCAGCCGCAAAGCUUUUGAAUCUUUGAUGUUGAUAAUUGAUAGUGCUAUUGAGAAACAAAUGCUCGACGUAGUACUGAACUGGACUGGGGGAAGAUGGUCGUACUACUUCCUGCACUGUUCUCUUCCCUGUUCCAUUUCCAUUAUACUCGUUAUGAGAUCUAUAUCAUAGCUUUUUCACAGAAUAUUUCGAAGACUUGGAGUCUCCUCAAGCACUGUUGAUGCCCUCCCCUUUCCCAAACCCCCCUCCCCCCGACUACCCACUCUCAUAAUGAUUUUUCCUUCUCUUUGAAUGUAAUACCUUAAGUGAUUAAAGGUGCAGUCCUUGUAUUUUUCACUGGUGUGUUCUGCUCUCCUACUUGUGUUUUCCUUUCUUUUUAAUCCACCUAACAUGUAUCAACUACACCUGCUAUAAAGCAUAAUUAAUCUAAAUCUAAAGAGAAUGGAACUUAUAAAUUGGAUAUACCUUAAUUAUGGCCGCUAUGGAGGCGAGGUAGCUUCUAUUAGAUUCCUAUCGCUUCACUUUUUUACUCGUGUCUGAAGUUCAUGAAUUUAUCUCAGGGUACUGACUUGUUAUUGACUAAGUCGCGAUUUGAAGAUCGUUCCUCGUCGUUCGCUGCUGGAUUGUGGUCUCCCUCUUAUUUACCUCUCUCACUCUUUCGUCUUCGUUUCAGUCAGCACUUGUUAUUGUUUCUUGUUCACUUCGUCUACCUCACUUGUUACAUCUAUCGUUCUCCAUGUCUGUUUUCUUCUCUGUCUUCGUUGUGUGGACUCGUUCGUCGUUGACCUUCGGUUGGCUUGGUUGGUCGGUUGGCCUCUCUCCCUGACUGAUCGGUCUUGUUGGUGCCUCCUCUCUCUCCCCCCUUUUUUCUCCGUUUACUCUCUCUCUCGUUCCCCGUGUCGUCCGGUUGUCCCUUUGCUUUCCUUCUGCUCUUCUUCUUCGAGACCGUGAUCUCCUUUCUGAAUUCUACUGGUGAGCAUGCACCCAUGUGCAGUAGUUUUCAUGCCUAGGAAGUUGGUCAGUGAGCACCAAGAUUAUAGCACUUUCCUGCUCUUGGACUGCAUCGGCGGUAGGUCUCUCUUUCCUUUGCCUCUCCUGCUCUUUCGCUCUUUCUUUCUGAUCUAUUCGUCGUCGUGUGCACCUGUGGUGCCCUUUCCUCCAACUAAAACUCGGGAUAGGAGGGAUGAGUGGGUAGGAUAACUGGCGCGGCCGGGAGAACAUCGAAAUUACUAGGUUAACCUUAAGGUAGCCAAAUGGCUACGGUUUUGGAUGGUGUGCUUCAUCAUCCUCAGCGAUGUCGCCCCUGUCCUGUGGCUAGUGCUAAUCUGCACAAGCACGCGAUAAAUCUGAGAAGAAAAGUAUUUGGCUUCUGUUGUUUUUUAAGUAUGGAGAUCCUUGGGGCUUAGUGCCUUACAUCUGCCUAAGCUAACUAGAUCCGGGCCAACUAUCUUACUCAUCAGCUUACUAGGUUCUUGCACACGCUUAAGGCCUUGGGGCUUUGCUCUUCUUGUUGUUGAUGAUGGUGCUGAUGAUCUUGAUGCUGUUGAUCUUCGUGCUGCUGUCGUUAUGAUCAUCUUGCUCCUGUUGUUUCUUUGAUCGUGAUGCCUGUAAGUCUUUAGGCUGUUGAUUUCCAUACUGGUAGGAUGGUCUUUAUGCUCAUGCUUGAGGUGAUUCAUAAUUUGGGGAUCGACGUCCCCCCCUUCAGGCGCAAACUGAACGAUGCGCAACGCGUUAGAGGUAUCGCCCUCCACCAAACUGAAGCGACCGAGCAGAAAACGAAAGAAGGGAGAACAAUCCUACAGAGGCUAGACAUUCUAAACUUUGCACUUUGUCGGGCGAGUAUACUUAGCCAGUGGCUGAAGGUAAAGCUUAAGUAGUUCACUUUUGUGGUUUUACUGCUUUACGAGCAGUAGUAAUUUCUUGCUGUUUUUUGCUUUAGCUGUUUAGUUAUUUCUUCAUUAAUUAUCUUUGGCCUUUCGUGCUGUGUGCUUCUUGUUGAUAGCUAACACGGACUAAGCCAGGCGGGUACAAUUAUAGCAAAACGCAACUUCAAAGUGAUACACUACAAGCGCGGACGACGUUGCUGAAGAUGUUAAACGUGGCAAAGGGCGGAGCUUGUUGCUUGCGAUUUGAAUGGCUUCGAAGAUGUAAGACGUGCCUUCCUAGUAUGGAACUGCAUAGGCCAGAGAACAGCAAGUGGGACGGUUGGCGUCUCUCUUCAUGUUUUGAACAUGGAAGAUGCUCUUUUAAAGCAGGCCACUGGUCGAACUCUUAGGCAGGCCAUCACUCCUCUGCGUGCCCGUUGGAACGUAGCGAAGACGCUGCGCGUCGUCCCGCGCUUGUGUAUAGCGUAAGGCUACGCGUCUACUCUUUUACUUCGGUACGUCACUAAGGUUGGCCUUCUUUAAGCUAAUUAUAGCAGUACGGCUAUCACAGUCCAGGGGUCUUCUGCCCUUGUCUUUGAUCAUGAUGCUGAUGCUCGUAAAUCUUUAGGCUGUUGAUUUCCGUACUGGUCGGAUGGCCUUUAUGCUCAUGCUUGAGAUGAUUCAUACUUUGGGGAUCGGCAACAACUUAGACCCAGAGAGACGCUCGCCCAUGACUUGAUGCUUAGUACCGGCUGCGUCUGCGGCAGUUGUCUCUUCUUCAUUAUACUCGUCAGAUACUACAACUUUACUCAAGAGCUUACACUUAAGGGCGCGCCCUUCUCCUUGAGAGACCUUUCGUGCUGAAUUACCGCUCAGCCUCUUAGUAUAUUCAAUGAGUUGAGGACUCCUCUACCUCUAAAAAGUCCCAUUCCCGCGCAGUGCUUAGCUUUACGGGGACUAUCGCAGCAAUUUGCCAGCGACAUCAGUCGAAGCUUGCGCGGGCGCAUGAUAUAGUUGCUCUAACUAUUCGGAUAUUAGUACUACUGCCUAGCCAGAUUUUUAUUGGUUAAUGGUGACGUUACUUAGUGCUCUUCCUAUGGAGGCCAUCCCUAGUCGUAAUGACUCUCGCAACCACUACAACCCAGCACGGCUCGGAGUGUGUAUAGUACAAAGGAAGCGCCUACUCGUCUGAUGCUGAUGCAAGAGCUACGCAGUUUGUCUCAAGUUAUUCUUGAACACUACGAGAAGUGUCUGCCACUGUGUUAAGUAGAUAGUCAUACUCUAUAGGAGCUAGACUAUUGAUUAAGUGCUAAGAAGGUAGACUAUCGCGCUAAGUAAUAGAGUACUGACAAACACGAAGAGAGGCCUCAUAUAAAUCAACUAUUGGCAUUUGUUUUUUGUGAACCCAUUUCAAGGACACCCCCCGGCACCGCCGCAACAAGGGCCGCCACGUGUGCCGCAAAGAAGUUUCGCGAUCUUUGGCGCUGCGGUGCCUAGUAGUGGUGGAAUGGCAAUGAGCAGCACAAAUUCAAUGGCUUCUAGUGGUAGUUGGAUUCUUCUUGAUAGUUGUAGUAGUCGCCAGAUGACUGGUGGCCUUUCGCUUCUCCACAACGUUGACAGGAACGUGAGCGAGCGACUAGCGACAGCGUCUGCCGAUCCAGCACACGCUUCAGCGCGCGGAACGCUUGUUACAACAGACUCAGGCAUCUCGUGGGGCGAUGUUUUGCACGUGCCAGCACUAGGAAUGCGAGCCGUCGUUAGUCAAUCCAAGAUUGCGAGCGGAGGGGUCUGCCCUGACUUCGCAAGUGUGACGCUUAUGGGAUUCCCGACGAGCUGGCGAGAAGGAGUAUUGCGGAUUCUUCUUCCUCCUCAACGCAACAACGAACAGCACUGCGAAACGGUCUACGUGAUCGCUGACGCUAAAGCGGCCAGCGACGUGAUCAGUCUCCUAUGACUAUCUCACAGCGCAGACGACUACUUAACGGAGUUGGAGCCCUACGUCUACGACUUUCAGACGUCUUGCGAUGAGUUCGAUGCUGACAACGCGACCACAGAGGAGCUCAGUAGCUUUCUUAUACCUCGACGCAGUUCGAGUUGUACUAGUAGACCAGUUGUUUUGACCUUAGGCCACCCCAACCGCACAAACGAAGCGACGGAGAAGAUCAAAAUCGCAGAACCAUUCACGAGCUACGCCAUUCCAAGCGUACAAGGUCGCGCGAGUUCUCUUAGUGGCCCGAAGUAUUGCCUAUCGGUGUGCUCUCCUAUUGAUCAAGCGUCUCCCUCUACUGCAGUAGGAGCAACAUCAUCCAACACUGCAGGCAGUUCGUCGCCUUCUUCUACAAAUCAAGCACUUCCGCCGGAUUCAAAUCAUUCGCUUCAACCGGCUGAAGGAGUAGAUCCCCAAGAGUAUGACGAUGGUCAGAAAUAUGAAGAAGCUAGCGGCGACGAUAAUAGUGACGCCAGCAGUUCCAUCCUCGACACCACUACAAAGAAGAAGAAAAAGAAGAAGCAAGAAAAAGGAAGGAGGAACAAGCGCAAAGCAGACGAAGAAGCAGCGGCAUCUUCGUCGCGACCUGCCGAGGAGUUUCGUGGUAACGCAAACACCACUACGCCUAGAGGAGCAUGGAUUUCCUGGGAUAAGCUUUGCGCGAUUGCCAUGCAUUAGGAUUUCCAAGCUUUCCAAAGUUAUGGCAAACAGUUAAAGCUAUCGAUAACUCUACUCACGGCAAGCCCGUAGCAUGGUUACUCAGUACUGUAGGCACAACUUAAACCGCCUCAACGAGUACGCCUACCCUCGCCACAAAGUAGGCGGCACAGACGGGCUUCGUGUCUCAGAUCUCACUGCUGUUGAUACGUUUCCCCCUCUUGGAAAGAAGUGCUACGCGUUGCACGCUAUUAGCUUACACUCUAGAGCGAGUGCCACUAACACUAGGACACUGCGCAAGGCACCCACCGGAAACGAUGCGACUGAAUUUCUGGAGCACUGCAAAGGCAGAGGCAUCCGCGGCAAGUGUGUCUUAUCUGACCAAGGAAAAGAAUUCGAUAGCACUCAAGGCCAAGUGCGCGAAUAUCUUCAAGCGCAUGGGUAUGGUUUCUAUCUUACACCGAAAGCAAGCGGGGCCGACGGUACUCGUGAGCGGAGGCAUAGAACUUUCAGGACAGUACUCGCGAAGCUCUGCUAUAUCUAUUCUAUGGCCAGUUGGGUACUAGAGUGCCGACGCUAGUAGAGCAAGCUACUAACGCGGUGAACUUUAUGCUGGCUAGAGCAUUAGGCGGCCGUAGUCCUUACCAAGCUCAACGGGCACCCAGCCCAUUUCCGCUGGAACCUCAUGGCCUUGAAAACUUGAACGAUCAGCAGGGAUCGGCGACAGUUGACAGUCAAGCACCUGAGGCGUAUCGUGUGCGAUGCGAUGCUCGUUCGGUUCAGAACUUGAAAAACUAAAGAGAGGCAAAGCAUUCACUGCGGACAUGCGUAAGCUGAAUGACAUGCAGCGCAACGCCUAUCCCGAAGCGGAUCAGAUCAAAGCCAACGGUCUCGGUUAUAUUUUUGACAAGGAUCACAAAGAGUAGAGGCAUGGCUUGGACCAGCUAAGUUGACUCACAUCCAACGGAACGAACGAGCUCACCUGUACGCUAAGCAAGGCCCGCAGGGGAAAAAGUGGAAAAGUUUACAGAAAUGAGCAUGCGAAAAAACACAGAAAAAGCGAAAACCUGGGGGAGAGGCUUGCACUAGGAAAGAGCGAAGAUAAAGCUUAGAAGAAAGAGCAUAAGAAAAAAAGAGAGAAAAAGCAAAAACUUGAGAGGGGGACCAACAUAGGGAAAAAGUAAAAACUUGAGAAAGAAGCACACGAAAAAAAAGACAGAAAAAGCAAAAACCUGAGAGGGAGGCCUGCGCGAAAAAAAAGCGAGAGGCGAACUCUUUCAAAGCUGAAAAGCGGGACAAAUGUGCGCCAAAGUUAAGGCCUCAGAAUCAAGACGCGCAGAGGCUUCAACCAGGCACAGCCUGAAUAUAAAGACCUAAAAGAGGCCCAGCUGAACAAGAUAGCAGCUGAAGUCUAUAGGCAAAGCCAGGCUUACGCUUCAGACGGCACGAACCUAGACGACCAAGGUGAAAACUCUAUUGGGUUCGCUUCUCCCUUUCUAUGCUCUGACUGGGAGAGAGACGAAGGUGGAAUUUGUAUGGAGACCGCAUCUGUCGGCGCUGAUCAGUCUGGACACGACCUCACCCAGCCAGACUGGAAGGCAGCCACUGAGAAAGGGCGCACGCAUUUCGACCCGCGACAAAUAGCGAAGCAACUCACUGGGUACAACAGAAAAGCUGCAGCUUCAUACCCUGCAAGGUGUUGCUAUCGAUCAAGCGCGACGGUCGUAAGAGGGCCAGGAUGGUUUGUUUAGGUUUUUUAGACAAAGUCCCAAGCUACGGCGACAAGUGUGCCGAAGUGCCAAGCUUGUGUCUUAUGCGCUUACUCCUUGCAAUAGUUUGCCAGCAGCCAGAUCUAUCCACGUUUCCAUCUGAUGCUACGCCAGCUAUCUCACAGUCUCCAUACCCGGCCCCAGUUUUGAUCACCUUAGACCAAAGGCCACAGUCUUGCCUCAACUAUAACAAGCACGCAGGGCAGUAGCACAGUACGCGUGUAACGGUCCAGGAAUGUCUCCAAAAGCCUGGGCUGAUCAUCGUGACGGCAGGCCGUCGCUAUGUGGUAGGGUAAGCAAUCCCAUAAAGCCCACACGCUGCCACAAGGAAGGCGCUCUGCUGGUCGUUUUCGUAGAUAGCUUUUGGCUUUUUGGAAGAAAGGGGGAAGCUCUGAAUCUCCAUGCAGAACUUCGGCCUCGCCUAAAACUUGCACCCGAGGCGGUACGUAGAAGAAACUGCUACUAGUCUCAUCAGUGACCUCUUGGGUAUCAAGAUUAUCCAGGAUAAAGCUACUGGCAGCAUGCUACUCAGCCAAGAGGAGCACGCUGAAGAGGUAUCGGCGCGGUUCGGCGGGGAGGUCAAGUUGGUAGGACGAUAUCCAACCCGAUGACAACCGCCCCAAACCUGUCAACGCCCGAAGAUGUCAAGCUUCUGAAGCCUAAGCAGGAGCUUGCUUAUUUACAGGCGCGCUGCAGUAUCUUGCAUCUGGAGCGCGGUUCUUUGGCAUAACAGUGCCAAUAAAGUUAGCAAGCAAAGCCAAAGCGAACAGUGAAUCAAUUUUAGCACUGAAGCGCAUAGCCCGUUACCUCAGAACGCGAAGAGCACUGAAGUACGUGAACAGACAAAAGGAAAACAGUGGGAAACUAACUCUGUCAGUAUGGGCUGGCUCUGACUUCGGACCACAAGAAGGCCGGCAGUCCAUAUCUGGAAUCUUUGUCACAUUGUGUGGCAGCGCGAUCUUCUACUGGCACUGGCGACCACUAUCGCAAAGCACGACUGCCACUAGUGUGGUUGAAGCUGGUUUGUCCUCUGUGUCUGAUGGAUCAAGCGCUGGGCUUCGAUUCUACCACUUUCUGAAUACAUAGUAUGCAAAUUCUUUAAAGAACCUAAAAUCUAUCGUCUGCUAAUACUUAAGCGCGAUAACGUAACCAGGGCGCAACUAAGUAUAGCCAAGGACGCAGCGGAACAGCCUCAAGACUAAAGCACGUGGAUACUCGAAGGCGCUACGUGCGUGAUCUUGUGGGAUGAGGAGCGACCAAGACGAUCUACUUCCAAAGCUUGGCGAACAAAGCUAACGGCUUGACGAAGUUGACAGCUGGGGCGGAAUUUUUCAGAAUGUCCUCGACUGAGUAACAUGGUCGAACUCGUCUGGGCUAAUUCGUUGCGCUAUAACAAUCCUCCAGCAAUUGCGUCACUUUAGUUUAUUAGCAGCUCCGUGCUGUUUCGUAUUCUUGGUCUCUAUUCGUGAUUCGUCAUUUAUCUUGAUUCUUAUGGUGCCUCACUUCAGUCACCACGUGACUCCUUGCACCUAUCUCCUUCUUGUUCAUCUUCACGCAGCUACUUACCUUGUCACUCUUAUACUGACAUCAGUCAUUUUGUUUACUUCUUAUGAUUGUUGUCGUUGUUUCAUCAUACUGGUACUUAUUUCUUCUUGCCUGUUGUUGUAAUUUUGUGAACUUAUAAAUCUUGAGUAAGCUGGCUGUUUAGGUUUCCUCGAGCUGGGGAGGAUGUCGCGCAUAUGAGACGAGUGAAGUUGUUCACUUCCAUGAGUUCAGUCGUUGCGCGCAUAAGCUCCCAGGAUCCUAACAGCGUCAGCAGCGUAGUCACAUCAAUCCAAUGGCUUCCACAAUCUUGAAGUGCAUGAGUCUAGUCGUCUACUUGUUUGCUUAAGGAUAUCAAUGAUGUUGAUCAUGCCCCGAGCACUAAGAUGCACCAAACACAAACAGGAGCAAAGUGGCUCUUCUUUACUUGCCAAAUAUCUUGCACCAAUAACAUAAUCACCCCGGUAAUUUGCAACAUUUAAGCGCUCAGCAAUACCAUCGUCGAAGCAUUAAAGUCAAUCAUCCGAUCGGUAAUCUGCGCAAUAGUACCCCACUAAAUUAAUUACCACAGUCGAGCCGACGCGAUCUGUGCCCAUUGGGUUUUUUUCGUUGCUUUACAGAGAUGUGACUUGCAUAAGCAAAAUGGUCACCUUUCUGAGGAUGUGAACGACAGCAUUGUUUAAGGCUUGUUACGCUAAUACUAAUCCAUCUUUUGACUCAAAGCGUACACUUCUCUACUGAGUGGCCCCAUAAGUAGAUGCGAAACGCUAUAAAAGAGGCGCCAUGACAUGACAAGAUCAAGAGCUUUGAAGCAUCUUGGAGCUGUGCCAUACAUAGAAGGAGAACAGUUCCCGGAUGAAUCUCGCGAUGGAGUCGGCUGUGCUCUAAACUGUAGGACAUGAGGUGCAUAACACUGGCGAAAACAACUCUACCGGGACAACAUGAUGUUGAUGGGGCAUUCGAUUCUUGUAGGAGUCCUGGACCUGGAGGACAACGUGAGUUCUACUGUGGUCGAACCGCAUCUAUCAACAGAUAGAGGACAUUAGUGUAAUUCCAGAUGCUUGCACAACAUGAACAUCUUCACGCCUGAUGUUGAAAAUCAUGUACAUUGUACAUGUACAUUUACUAGUAGUUUAUUCUUAUAAUUGAUUCUUGUUCUUCUUCUUUGAUGAAGAGUCAGUUGUGAAUGCAAAC